AGCAAAGGCUUCUAGUUCCGUGUGUUGGGGAAGAAUUUCAUCAGCAAACAUCAGUACAGGGAAGGCGUGUUCUCCGAUAUAAGAGCAAAGAGGCGUUUCCGUCUCAUUCUGAGAUUCCGGACUGAUCCAGGAGCCUGGGGGCCCCUGUGCCGCGUCUCGUAUAUAUUACAGGUCGGAGGUCUCCAGGUAAUCAGAUCAUUCCAAGGUGAUGUAAGCUCUGGUCAUCUCCUGCCCGGGUGUCAUGGCGGCCUCCUCCUCACAAGGACAGAUGAAUUGGCAAACCCCCGGGGAUCUCAUCAUCUAUUCUCUGGAAGACCUAAUAGAAAGCGAUUUCAAAAGAUUUAAGAAUAAAUUGUCUGAUUUCUGUUAUGAAAAUAAACCUCCCAUUCCCAGAGGAAAACUGGAACAUGCAGAUUGUAUCACCACAAAGGACAUCCUGAUAGACACCCAUGGAGGGGAAGGAGCUCUGGAUGUCAUAAUUAAAGUCUUGACCCUGAUUGGUCUUCUGGGACCCGCAAAUGACCUCCAGAUAAGAAGAACAAAAAUGGCUAAAUUGAAUACAAUCACGAACAGCAACAGAUUAGCAGAGUGUAAGAAGGACUACAUGAACUCAAUGAAGGAGGAUUUUCAGCGGAUUAAAGAAUAUAACUCUCGUAGAGGGGAGACUGUUAGUUUACAAAAUACAUACAUCGAGUUACAACUAAUAAAGGGACCCCAGAUCAUGGAAGAAAAGAUGCAUGAAAUAUUAAAUUCAGGCAAAGGACAUCUACAUAACUUGAAGGAAAAAUCAGGUGAAGAUUCCCCAAUAACAAUUCAGACGCUGUUUGAUCCAGAUAAAGAUGGUUUCAUCCCAAAGAUUGUGGUGCUACAAGGACCUGCUGGGAUUGGAAAAACUAUGACCUCCAGGAAGAUCAUGCUGGACUGGGCCUCUGGGAAUCUCUACAAAGAUGAGUUUGACUUUGUGUUUCAUCUGAGCUGUAAAGAACUCAGCACCAUCAUUGGACCCAUAAGCCUUGUGGGACUUUUAUCCAGAACCUGCAAACUGCAGUUAAGUUCAGAUGACCUGGUGUCUAUUCUGAAGGAUCCUGAUAAUCACAGAAAACUUCUCUUCAUACUUGAUGGUUUUGAUGAAUUGAGUUGGACUCUGGAGAAGAAAUCUGAGGCUUGUCGUGACAUUUUUGAAGAAACUCAUAAAGACUUACUUCUCCAGAGAUUGCUCAGGAAACAGAUUCUGAAACCGUCUUCUCUGAUCAUCACCACAAGGCCACUGGCCCUGGAGAAACUUCACUCAUUUGUUGAGGAAUCACGGGAUGUUGAAGUCAUGGGAUUUACAGAGGAAGAUCGUAAGGAAUAUUUACUCAACUUCUUCAAAAAUGAAGAUGAUGCAGACAAGGCACUCAGUAUUAUAAAAGACAAUGCCAUUCUGUACACCAUGUGUGCCGUCCCCAUUGUAUGCUGGAUUGUGUGUACUGUUUUGAAACCCCAAAUAAAACAAGACUUGGACUUAUUGCAGUACAACACAGCCACCUCUAUAUAUCUCCUGUACCUGAAGAGUCUAAUAAAGCACCAUUGCAGGAACCAGCCAACAAACGCUUGCCUAAAGAAAUUGUGUGCUCUGGCUAAGGAGGGAAUUUUGAACCAGAAAAUCUUGUUUGAGAUGGAAGAUCUAAAUAGACAUGGACUUUCUCUGUCUGAGGUUGAGUCUGUAUUUUUGAAUGAAAACCUCUUUCAUCAGGACAUCGACACCCAAACCUUCUACAGCUUCAUCCAUCUGAGUGUACAGGAGUUCCUUGCUGCUCUCUAUUAUGUGCUGGGUGAUGGUUCUGGAAAUGAGGACGGGACCACUGGACCGAGAGAGGGAACUUCUAUCCCCGAGAUCUGUAAAGGAAAUUCACUUUCAGCAAUGUGUGUAAAACACCCACAUUUAACAUUAGCUGUGCGAUUCCUAUUCGGGCUGCUCAAUGAAAAGGACGUUCGAAAAUUUUCUAAAGACACAGGCAUCAAUAUUUCCCUCCCAGCCAGACGUGAAAUGGAAGGAUGGCUUAUGGGAGAAUGGCUCUUGACAAACUUGUAUACAGGAAACAGCUUGGCACCUCAUUACACUGAAGCCAUUUCAUGUCUGUACGAGACUCAGGACCAGGACAUCAUAAGGAAAAUCUUCUCUAGUUCUCCACAUUUAGAAGUGGCAGGGGCACGGAAGGGUGGUUUCUGGACAGGAGAGAAUUGUUCUAAACAGUUGUGCUAUUGCUUGCAGACCUGUGAAAGUCUUCAGGCUCUCUCUUUCACAUACCUUAUACUGGAUCCCAAAUACCUGAAAAUGUUAUCUUCGCUAAUACACAGAUGUCAACAGCUCAGUUUUCAGAAUGUAAAACUGCAUAGUGGAGACAGUCCGAGAAAGGACAAACUGUUCACCUUUACUCAAUAUGAUGAAUUGCCGGAUAAAGAAGAAGAAUUAUUCAUUUCAUCCGCUGAAGAAGUACCUGCCAAUCUUUCCUGGCUGACUUACUCACAGAGUAAUAUAAGGGAAUUAAAGUUCAACCAUUGUGGUCUGACUGCAUCAUCCUGCAAUGAUAUUUGCUCAUUUAUGUGGGAAAACAGACUGCUCACCAGUCUAGAUCUAUCAGACAACAGGCUACGGGACCCUGGUUUAAAAAUCUUGUGUGAGGGACUUAAAAAUCCUGCCUGUACCCUGAAGGUGCUGAGAAUCUGGCAGUGUAAGUUGACUCCUUUGUGCUGUGAUGACCUCCGCUCUCUUCUAAUCACAAACCGAUCUCUCACCCAUCUGGAUUUAUCAACAAAUACAUUGAUGGACUCUGGGAUUAAAAUUCUGUGUGACGGACUCAAAGAUCCAGGCUGUACCCUACAGGAGCUGAAAAUUGAAGCUUGUAGUGUGACUCCCUUGAGCUGUGAUGACCUCCGAUCUGUCCUUAUUGCAAAUCGAUCUCUCACCAAACUGGAUUUAUCAUUGAACUUUCUAGAGGACUCUGGAAUAAAACUUAUCUGUGAGGGACUGAAACACCCAGACUGUAUCCUGCAGGAACUGAGAUUUGACUUUUGUCACACAACAUUAUCGUGCUGUGAUGAUCUGUGCUCAGCUAUCUCUACAAACCGAAAUCUGAGGAUGCUGGAAACGAGAAUAAAAACUGAGAUCUCAGAAUCGGUUCUCUGCUUUGAGGAUCUGCGACAUCUUGGCUGCACUGUGGAAAAAUUUGGACAGCAAAUUGAUAUUACAUACAGAAGACCAAGACUUCAAGAGUGACUUUGUGGAUCCCUCUACAACAAUGAAGAGUUUGAAGACUGAAAUACACACUUCUGUCUCGAAAAAGGCCAAGUGAAAGUUUAGAGUCUGUGCCAACCUGCCAUUCAGAUCCAUUGGCUGGUGUUCAGUGAGAAAUACACGGGACCCAAACCACCCCUCGCUGUGUGGACACACGGAAAAAAAAUUGGGCCUUUUCAUGACAGUGUACUGUAAAAAAUGUUAUCGUAUUCUAAAUGAACUUCUCUACACUUUAUUGCUAAAAUAUCUGGCAUUUUUUAAACCAACUUUUCCCUUGCUGGAUCAAAAAUGGUCAUGCAAAUUCGACCCAGACCUCCUCCCACUUGGCUGGAUCAUGACACAGACACAUAAAGCUGUAGCAAAAAGGAUCACAUAAAGGGGCUCAUACCCAUGUAGGCACUAUUAGUAGCUGAUGGGAUGAGACUGCAACAGGAGAGGCUUAACCUGGCUAGACACCACAUGAGGGUGGUAGGUAAAAAGUUAGGCAGGAAGCUUAUUUCUGGUAUUUUAGUUCUCAGGAACAAAUAAGAGAAUGGAGGUGGUGUUCUCUAGCCUUUCAUUUUUAGUCAUACCAGAUCCUAUGGGGUGGGUUAGGGUGGAGCCUAGCACCAUAUGUGUGCUGACAUUUAGGCACAAUGAAAGACAGACACAAAGUAUCAGUGAUUGGUAUUUACUCUGUUUCAUUCAUCUUUAGAUUAAAGGGAUGAACUUUAAUUUCCAUAUUAUGUCAUUUAAAGCAACCUAACAAGUAAAAAAAUGUAAAUAAAAUAUGUCCCUUUUUAACCCCUUUUAAGCCCUUAGCCAUAAUCAGGCCAUAAUUAUCUCCUUCUUCCUCUUCUCCCAUAAGCUAAUAUUUUUCC
Molecule: messenger RNA, 4137 nt
Organism: Rana temporaria (common frog)
Lineage: Eukaryota; Metazoa; Chordata; Amphibia; Anura; Ranidae
Product: NACHT, LRR and PYD domains-containing protein 3-like
Exons: 12
Coding region: 242-3259 (1005 amino acids)
Cellular component (GO): cytoplasm
Molecular function (GO): protein binding
Source: RefSeq, a predicted model, not a curated record